Molecule: messenger RNA, 1341 nt
Organism: Lontra canadensis (Northern American river otter)
Lineage: Eukaryota; Metazoa; Chordata; Mammalia; Carnivora; Mustelidae
Gene: HAPLN1
Product: hyaluronan and proteoglycan link protein 1
Exons: 5
Coding region: 213-1277 (354 amino acids)
Biological process (GO): cell adhesion
Molecular function (GO): hyaluronic acid binding
Source: RefSeq, a predicted model, not a curated record
CAGAAGUUUCUGCUGCUAACAAACAUUAAUGGAUUUUUUUUGUUUUUAUCAUGACUUAGUAGAACCAAAUACCUCAAUAAAUCAUCGAUCAUAAAACUGUUCCUUGCAUUUCGUUAAAAAAAAUCAGAAUUGACAUAUGUUUAAAAUCUUUCUACACCUUCUCAGAGUCUGAUCACCGUAUAAAAUUGAGGAAGAUUCCCUGGGUUAUAAAGAUGAAGAGGCUACUUCUUCUGGUGCUGAUUUCAAUCUGCUGGGCUGAUCAUCAUUCAGACAACUACACUCUAGAUCAUGACAGAGUGAUUCACAUCCAAGCAGAAAAUGGCCCCCGUCUAUUCGUGGAAGCAGAACAAGCCAGGGUGUUCUCACAUCGAGGUGGCAAUAUUACACUGCCAUGUAAAUUUUAUCGAGACCCUACAGCAUUUGGCUCAGGAACCCACAAGAUCCGAAUUAAGUGGACCAAGCUAACUUCAGAUUACCUCAAGGAAGUGGACGUUUUUGUUUCCAUGGGAUAUCACAAGAAAGCCUAUGGAGGCUACCAGGGUAGAGUGUUUCUGAAGGGAGGCAGUGAUAAUGAUGCUUCUCUGGUGAUUGCAGACCUCACCCUGGAGGAUUAUGGGAAAUAUAAGUGUGAGGUGAUUGAAGGAUUGGAAGAUGAUACUGCUGUGGUAGCAUUAGAUUUACAAGGUGUGGUAUUCCCUUACUUCCCACGACUCGGGCGCUACAAUCUCAAUUUCCACGAGGCACAGCAGGCGUGUCUGGACCAGGAUGCUGUGAUCGCCUCCUUCGACCAGCUGUAUGAUGCCUGGCGGGGCGGGCUAGACUGGUGCAACGCCGGCUGGCUCAGCGACGGGUCUGUGCAGUACCCCAUCACGAAGCCCAGAGAGCCUUGCGGAGGCCAGAACACGGUGCCCGGUGUCAGGAACUACGGGUUUUGGGAUAAAGACAAAAGCAGAUAUGAUGUUUUCUGUUUUACAUCUAACUUCAAUGGCCGGUUUUACUACCUGAUCCACCCCACCAAGCUGACCUACGACGAAGCGGUGCAAGCUUGUCUCAACGAUGGUGCUCAGAUCGCAAAAGUGGGCCAGAUCUUCGCAGCCUGGAAACUUCUGGGAUACGACCGCUGCGAUGCGGGCUGGCUGGCAGAUGGCAGCGUCCGCUACCCCAUCUCUCGGCCGAGGAGGCGCUGCAGUCCCACGGAGGCUGCUGUGCGCUUCGUGGGGUUCCCAGAUAAAAAGCAUAAGCUGUAUGGUGUCUACUGCUUCAGACCAUACAACUGAGCGUGCCCCUAGAGCACAUCAGUUUUAAAGUCAUUAAGAACAUGUGAAAGGUUUUUUGUUUUUU